Messenger RNA from Frieseomelitta varia, 1390 nucleotides. Its product is annotated as phospholipase A1 member A-like. The coding region runs from base 57 to 1142 and encodes 361 amino acids. NCBI's taxonomy places the organism in Eukaryota, Metazoa, Arthropoda, Insecta, Hymenoptera, Apidae. The transcript is spliced from 4 exons. Gene Ontology annotation, biological process: lipid metabolic process. The record is from RefSeq and is a predicted model, not a curated record. Gene Ontology annotation, molecular function: lipase activity.
UUUAUAAACGGGCUCUGUAUCUCACAUGAGCGCAUUGAAACGAGAUCAAGUUCAACAUGAAGAUACUCGAUUUGGCUGCUUUCUUAUUCCUUUAUGUCGCUACCGUUCGCGGCAACUUCAGAACGAUUCAGAACGGUAUCUUAAAUAUAGGCGAACAUGUAUUUGAAGCACUCGAUUACGGCGCUGAAGCUUUGAAUGACAGAUAUAUAAUCGGUCCUAAUGGUAUUCCUAUUAGAAUAGACACAGAAGAAUUGUUAUUUCCAACGCUGGGAGAAACUCAGAAAAACCUCCCCAACACUGUUUUUUUCUAUCUAUAUACAAGAAACAAUCCAACAAACUCUCAACGAUUGAACGUGGGCGACGAAAAUACUUUGCGAAAUAGCAACUUCAAUGUAUCGAAGAAUACCUUAAUUUAUGCCCAUGGAUGGAUGGCUAAUUACACAUCAGCAGCAGGACUUCGCAAUGCUUGUUUUACAGCUAUUCUUAAAAACUGUGACUGCAAUGUCAUACUACUUGACUGGGGGGCCAUAGCGGGAAAACCAUACGUAUGGUCUAGCGAUCGUGCUGGGAUAAUCUCCCAGUACGUCGCCCAGAUGAUUGACUUUCUACAUGCGGAAGGAAUGGAUGUAUCUAGAUUGACCAUAGUUGGCCAUUCUCUUGGCGCACAUAUAGCUGGAUUAUCGUCCUACUACGCGAAGAACAAAGCGAAUUUUAUUGUCGGUUUGGAUCCAGCUCAGCCCAACUUCCUUCGUGCUGGUGCAGGAAUCAGAUUGUCUUCUGGAGACGGAAACUACGUACAAGUUCUCCAUACCAAUGCCGGUGCGGCUGGAUUUAACAUGUCUUUGGGUGACAUUGAUUUUUGGGCAAAUAAUGGUCAGACUCAAAAUGGUUGCGACUCCGUGAACGUAUUUGGCAUAAUUAAUUGUUCACAUGGUAGGGCUGUCGACUAUUACAUGGAAUCUCUUAAUAGUAGAGUAGAAUUUAUAGGGAGAGAAUGCGACAAUUAUAACGAUUUUACACGAGGAAACUGCGCGAAUAACCCUACAGCUGUUAUGGGUGGCGUUACUCCGCAGACUAAUCUCAAAGGUAAUUUUUAUUUCACCACGAACAUGAGCCCGCCGUAUGCUAGAGGUGCCGAAUAAAUCGAAAUAUGUUUCUGUUUAAAAAUCAAUGGACGGUCAUUCAAAACGAGAUAUGAACCUUUAUGUUUUUACGCUGUGCACACCUUCCCUCUAUUGUAAAAUUUUUUAGAUAUUUCAAAAAGCGUGCAAAAUUUUUGGAAAACGUAGGAUUUUCAUUGUAAUUGUAAAAAUGGAGGGUUUUUUUUGACAAACCUUCACAUUCAAUUGUAUUUCGUAAUUUAGAAGAGAAAUAAAGAGCAAUAAGUAAA